CCUCAAUAUCUUAUUUCGAGCGGUUCGGGCGUUGACUGGCAGCUUCUUGGAGCAAGUUGAGAACGCUGAAGCGCAAAUGAGCCUAUACUACCGAGUGAUUGAGGACGAACAGCUGCCGAGGACAUUCGACUCAAACUUUAAGUAGACAACAAGAGCUGACGUAUUUAUAUACUGGUGGUGACGGAACGACUACGUUGUUAUUCAAAAUCACAGAAAGUGACAGCACCGCCACGUUGUCGAACAAUGGAAACUAAACUCUGCACUCCCGGGAAUCUCACCAACUCGUCCACGUCUCCUUGUGUAAUAAAUGACACCGACAUUGAUUAUUCCUACGAUUGGGACAAUUACGAAGCCAGAUUUGUAAAUAAUCUUCGAAACUUUGUUUUCCCGGUAACGCACGAAUGGGUUCUCAUUUCAGCGUAUUUCUUGGUGUUCAUUCUGGCGCUGGGUGGCAAUGUUCUGGUGUGUUAUGCCGUGCUGAGAAACCCACAGAUGAGAACAGUGACGAAUUAUUACAUAUUGAACUUGUCCAUCGCCGAUAUCCUCGUGUCCCUAAUUUGUUUGCCGAUCACUGUGGUGUUUGAGACAUCGGAAACGUGGUUUUUCGGGAACCUGGCCUGUAAACUGAUUCCUUAUUUUCAGGUCGUUUCCAUGAGCGUGUCCGUUCUUACGCUUUGCGCAAUAGCCGUGGACCGAUACUUCGCCAUCUGCCAUCCGCUGAUGUUUAAGAGUACCGCAAAGCGAGCCAUAACUGUGAUAUUCUCCAUCUGGAUAACCUCCUUUUUGGUACCCAUUCCACAGGCAGUGGUUUAUGAAACGGAGCGACCAAUAUAUACGAAGAAUUACAUUUACCUGACGAAGUGUUUUGAGCGCAACUGGUUCGGUUCGAUUCAACAAAAAGUGUACCAUAUAGCUCUUGUACUGGUGAUAUAUGUAAUUCCUUUGGUUAUGAUCAUCAUAGCGUACGUUUUCAUUUGUCGCCAAUUGUGGGCCAAAAUACCAGGCUCAUACGAAUCAUGUGACAGCAAAAAGAACGCCUCGAAUGGAAAUAGCCACGUGAGCACAAAAGCAUCGGAGAGUCAAUUGAAGUCUCGAAGAAAGGUGGCUAAGAUGUUGAUUAUAGUGGUUGUCAUAUUUACCAUUUGUUAUUUGCCUCUUCACCUACUCAAUAUAUUAAGGCAGUUUUCGUUCUUUGACGAUGUGGUUCAUAACACACGAAGCUCUUUCCAUAUACCCUUUCUGAUAGCUCAUUGGCUGGCCUUCGCUAACAGUGGUGUCAAUCCCAUUAUCUACAACUUUCUCUCAGCUAAAUUUCGCCGGGAAUUCAAGGCCGCAUUCGCUUGCUGUUUUUGUUGCAGGGAUACAAAGCACAAGAGAGGAAAACGGGGACACGGUUACCACAGUUCCAUGAUGAACAGUAGCUCGGUGAACAACUCCAAAAGUUACUGUAACACGGAGCAGAUGAACAUGAGUGUGAUCAGAAAUAGCAAUGCUAAUUCAAACUACUAUGUCUGAUUGAUUUCCUAAGCGACUUGUCACCAACGUGGAAGUGUUAUAGUGGAGCACGAAUUAAUACGUUAACAUUCGUCCACACAUCCGUUUUAUCGAACCGAGGCUCAAAUUACCCGGUAAUUCCACGAUAUGAUCUCGGGACGAAUUGCCAUAAACCCUGGGAAUAGAACAUUUGCAAUGUGACACCUUAGCUCAUCCGCGUGUACGUAGGCGUGUGAAAAGUUGCCACGUUCGGCGUUGUAUUCGUGCUGACAAUUUUGCGAAUGUAUGUUGUAUCAUCGCAAAUGAGACUAUGAACCUAUGAACAUUCGUCAAAGGCCAGAUGCACAGAAGACGAUACAAUCAGUUUUAAAUCGAAUAUUUAAUACGGUAUUCAAUACUGUGACAAGCCUAAUGGAACCCAGUCGUCUUCGAUCGUAAUGAUGGUCAUUUUAAUUACUUAAGAAUACUGAACUUGUUCACUUCCCCAUUUAUUAAACGAAACACAAACUUAAUCUCAA
Molecule: messenger RNA, 2012 nt
Organism: Saccoglossus kowalevskii
Lineage: Eukaryota; Metazoa; Hemichordata; Enteropneusta; Harrimaniidae
Product: orexin receptor-like protein
Biological process (GO): feeding behavior; G protein-coupled receptor signaling pathway
Cellular component (GO): plasma membrane
Molecular function (GO): orexin receptor activity
Source: RefSeq, marked provisional